UGAUGUGUUAAUUUUGUUGUGUAAACCAGGCUGAACAUUUGGUUUGUUUUCUUUUCAGUCAGCUGGACGACUUCGAUCGACAAACGGAAUUUUAUAUUUUGCAUCCGACCAACAUGGUUUUCCUCCGGACGAUGCUGAAUUCGGCGAAACGCAUCCCGAUGAUAAAGUUCCGGAAAGGUGGCCCAGAUGCUAGUGCCGGGCAAGCGGCUGCCGCUGGAGGUGUAGCAUCUGGAUCACAAGCUCGCUUCGUAUCAUCGGGGGAAUCCAUUGAGGAGUGGCAACUGCCUGCUAGAUAUCGCAGGAAACAGCUAGAUCCGGUUGAAAUCGCGUGGAUCAACACCGGAGGACCGCCCAUGUAAAAUGGUCAACAGAAAAUAGGCGGGCUGACAGAAAAAGCUAGUCACUUCCACCACAGUCGACUUAACAGGUUUACUUCAUACUUUCGUCAUCACAUUUCGUCUUUGAGUAUCCGAGUGGCCGCAAAACAGCAAAUAACAGAAAUUAUUUGAUGAUUUUCCAACUAGAAACUUAGGUCUGCACAUACAAACGACCGGAAAAUAUCCCCAAAGGUGCUGACACAGUAAUAUUUUCCAAUAAUCUCAUCAUACUGUUUCGGUUAAAAUUUUGAACCCGAUCCAAAUCAAGAUGUUGGUCAUAUUUAAACAAUUUAAAUAGAAGUUGAUUGUCAGUAGUUUUUGACAAUUGUAUUUAUUACCUAUGGUUCAAAUAAACUCUAUGAAAUAUA
Messenger RNA from Uranotaenia lowii, 745 nucleotides. RefSeq lists its product as uncharacterized. NCBI's taxonomy places the organism in Eukaryota, Metazoa, Arthropoda, Insecta, Diptera, Culicidae. The transcript is spliced from 3 exons. Bases 114 to 359 code for a protein of 81 amino acids. Gene Ontology annotation, biological process: 2-oxoglutarate metabolic process. The record is from RefSeq and is a predicted model, not a curated record.